AUGGAGCAUCUGCAGACACUUCUGCUGCCCCUCCUGCUGGUGAUGUGCCCCUCGGCCAACACGAAGCCUUCUUGGAACCAGAGGCAGGGAAGAGGUGAAGCCAAGACACACUCCACACCCUACAUGGCCUAUCUGCAAGGAAAGAACAACCACUUCUGCGGAGGGUUCCUGGUGGCCCCGAACUGGGUGAUGACAGCAGCUCAGUGCUUUGACCACAAACCUCUGACUGUCAUCCUGGGAGCUCACACCAUCCAGAGGAGAGAGGAAAGCUGGCAAACGUUCCAAGUCAAGGAGUACCACUGCCACCCAGAAUUUACCAGUCCUAAGAAGGGAAAUGACAUCCUCUUGCUGAAGCUGAAUGGCACUGCCACCAGCAACAGCUUCGUCAGCACCAUUUCCUUUGAGAGAUCUAAAGUCCAUGGGGGCACUGUGUGCAGCAUAGCAGGCUGGAGGGACAAGGCACCUGCUGCCACCUUCCACGAGGACACUGUCACCAUCGUCAAGCGCAGGGAUUGCCUCAGCCAGUACCUUGGGCUGGCUGACAACCUGAUCUGUGGCCGCAGCAGAGCUGCUGGGAUACCUACAAAGGGUGAUGCUGGGGAUCCACUGGUCUGUAACAACAAAGCCUACGGCAUCUUCUCCUACAGACACAACAGCUUGCCUGGACUCUACACACACAUUUAUCCUUACCUUUCCUGGAUCAACAGUGUCAUGAAGUCAGCAUGA
This is a messenger RNA of Acanthisitta chloris (rifleman), 726 nucleotides long. RefSeq names its product granzyme B-like. The record is from RefSeq and is a predicted model, not a curated record. Gene Ontology annotation, biological process: proteolysis. The transcript has 5 exons. Gene Ontology annotation, molecular function: serine-type endopeptidase activity. Bases 1 to 726 code for a protein of 241 amino acids. NCBI's taxonomy places the organism in Eukaryota, Metazoa, Chordata, Aves, Passeriformes, Acanthisittidae.